Molecule: messenger RNA, 1278 nt
Organism: Cordyceps fumosorosea ARSEF 2679
Lineage: Eukaryota; Fungi; Ascomycota; Sordariomycetes; Hypocreales; Cordycipitaceae
Product: NADH pyrophosphatase
Exons: 2
Coding region: 1-1278 (425 amino acids)
Biological process (GO): NADP+ catabolic process; NAD+ catabolic process
Cellular component (GO): cytosol
Molecular function (GO): NADH pyrophosphatase activity; metal ion binding
Source: RefSeq, a predicted model, not a curated record
AUGCCGUCACCGCCCGUCAAAGUGAUGCUCCCCAGCAACCCCGCCCUCCAGGCUGACGACUGCAUGCUGACGCGCAAGUUCGGCCAGGAGGUCAUCAACUACUACUCCGGCACCCGGCUCAACCGCUACUCCUUCCUCCGCACCGACGCCGGUUUCCUACGCCGCGCCGCCCUCGCCCCAGCCGCCCGCUAUGUUGCCCUCAGCGACCUCUCCGCCGUCGCCGUCGACAAGUCCCAGCUCGCCACUUUUCGGUUCGAAGACGUGAAGCCCUUGAUUGGUGCCGACCCGGCCAUCGCGCUCGAGGAAAAGGCCGCCGUCGCCCAGUUUGACUCGACGAGGACCACACCGCUCGUCGUCUUCCUCGGUCUGGUGGACGGCUCCAUUGGCGGCGCGGCGGCGGCCGAGGAGGAACAGGAAACAGUCGAGAUCCAGUCCGCGACUCACGGCACCGUCAAGGCCCAGCCAUACUUCGCCGUCGACAUCACCCCCCGAGAUCCAUACAAGGAGGCAGCCGAAGCGUUCCAAAAGACAUUUCAAGCCCGCGGACUAUCCAUUGAGACGAACCCGCGUGCCCUAACGCUCCUCCCUGAGCACGCUUCCAUAUACGCCCAGGCCCGGUCCAUGAUCGACUGGAACACCCGCAAUCGCUUCUGCGCCGGCUGCGGCUCCCGCAACCUCUCCAUCCAGGCCGGCUACAAGCGCGCUUGUCCCCCCGCCGACCUGCGCGGCGGCAACCCCCUAACCCGCGACGACUGCCCGACGCGCCACGGCGUGUCCAACGUGUGCUUCCCACGCACCGACCCGACCAUGAUCGCGGCCGUGCUGUCCGCCGACGGCCGCCGCGUGCUGCUCGGCCGCCAGGCCGCCUGGCCCGCCGACUGGUACUCCACCCUCGCCGGCUUCCUGGAGCCCGGCGAGUCCAUGGAGGAGACGGUCCGCCGGGAGGUUUGGGAGGAGAGCGGCGUCCGCGUUGGCCGCGUCGUCAUCCACUCCACCCAGCCCUGGCCGUACCCGUCCAGCCUCAUGAUCGGCGCCGUCGCCCAGGCGCUUCCCGGCGGCGAGGAGGUCACCCUGCACGACAAGGAGCUCGAGAGCGCCCGCUGGUUCACGCUCGACGAGGUCCGCGUGGCGCUUGCGCAGGGCGGCAGCGCCCUCGGCGCGGCCCCGCCCCCGGAGUACAAGCCCGGCGACUUGAGAGUGCCCCCGCCCCAGGCCAUUGCCCACCAGCUCAUGGCGGCCGUCGUCGAGGGCAAGUUUACGGGCGCUUCCAAGAUUUAG